AUGAAGUUGCACAUACUGAUUUUGUUGUUAGCAAUAACAACAACAUCGAUUUUUGGUCAAGGUAACAGAGAUGAUGAAAAACAACAGACCGCUGAUUCGGGUUUCUCGCCAUCAGAUGGAAAAGAUUCUCAAUCAAAAGAUGAUAAAUUACCACCAAAUGAUAGUAAACGACCGGCAGAUACUGAUCGACCAGUAGACAAAGAUCAAUCAGUAGAUAAAGAUCGACCAGUAGAUACGAUGUCUAAAAACGGUAUCGACAGUCCAUUGAUUCCACUUCCUAAUAGCAAUAGUUUUCAUGCAGAUGGAAGUCAUAGUUCAAGUAGCAGCAGUUCAGAGAAACACGAACAAGAGCAAAAACAGAAUGAAGAGUCACACUGGAAUUUGGAUCAACAGUCACAUGGUGAUGGCUCUACACGUCCAACAGUACCUACAACUCUUCCACCAGUACUUACAACUCGUCCACCAGUACUUACAACUUUAAAUCCUGAUAAAACCAACUUCGUUCAUAUUUCCGGAAAUAUUUUACUGAAAAAGCUCCAACAAAGCUCGAUCGCAUCAGUCCAAUAUGAACAAUAUGGUUGGAAUUCACAAUCAGGCUCACUGCUACAUCCGUCAUUGAUUCAGUCGACUCAGAACUUCGAUAUUACGAGAGAAAUCAUUGCACGAGGAAGUCAAAUCACAUUGUAUGUCUCAACAACAAAAACGUUGGAGCCAAAACAAGCAUUCGACAAAUUUGAGAUUGAAUGGUCAAACAAGUAUUUUCCCGUUCCAUUCGACAUCGAUGUACGAUUACCGUAUGACCAUCGAGUCAGUGAACAAAAGAGCGAUAUCGUCUUGUAUUUCUUUGUCUACAUCGUCAAUGAAAACAAUGCCGAAACAUUCAUACCAGCUGGCAGCAGUCAAAUAUUGUUACAAAAUACAAAUCUCCUCUCACAACGAUUAGACAUUUUCGUCCAAAUGAGCGGUAUUCGUAUCAAUGGUUUGAUCAAAGUUCGUUUUUCCCCAAGUGAUAUAACACCCGGCACAACAUUUCACAUAAAAGUUGUUCCCGAAAACUCGUGGCUUCCAUCGUUUCGACAAAGUCAAGAUGUCUCCGUUGCUGAACUGACAAUCACAAACCCAACGACAAAGUAUCCCGUCGCAUUUUUAAUGACCGUUAGCUAUCAGUCAUUGAAGUUGGGCGUCAAAUACUAUGCGAUCGGCUACAUCAAUGAAAAUGGUCAACAACGUUUGAUUCAACAAGAACCAAUAUGGAUAAUCAAUGAACAACAGAUCUUAGUCACACCACAACUUGUUUUCACCGUUAUCCCAAAUCCUUUCAUUCUUUCUGGUGUUGUUCAACGUUCAAUGCCAAGGCCAAGUAAUUAUCGCCUUCAACCACAUUCAUCGCUGAUCAUUCGUGUACAUGAAAUCGGCUCAAAAACACCAGAUAUUAUCUACAAAUUGCCCGAUAUCAACAUUUUACCACAAAAUUUCCAAAUUAACAUCUCAGAAGCUUAUCGAUUCGAUCAAACCAGAAACUAUGAUAUUCGCGCAUUAAUUCUUUCAGAAAGAAAUGAUUUGUACAUGGCAAGUUUAGAGCCCGUGUCGCUAUUGGUUGAUGUUCCUAUGUACUCCCCUCGUAUCUAUGUUCCAGUUGAUGAUUUAUUGUAUUUUGUUAAAUGUUUGAUCGUAACGUCAUCCACUCAUCAAUUGCGUUUUAUGAGAGGCAGUAGUGCAAAAAUAUUCGUCACUGAUAGCCCCGAAACAUCAACAAAACCAAUUGCAUCGUUAAUAAUCAGGGACAUCGAAUCUUUUCGUAACUUCACCAUUCGAAUUCCAGCAACAGCAAUCGAACAAGGCCACAACUAUUACUUAGUUGUUAGAAUCGAAUUGAAUGACAUGGUCACGCAUCUCUCAAAAACACUUGUUAUAUCCCAAAAUCAACCACCACCACUCGUCAUCGAGUUACCCAUUAUAUCGUUGAAUUUGAUUAGUGGAACAAUCUACGAUCUAGACGUGAGACCAGCACAAUGGUCCUCAUCAUCACACGUUGAGUUGUAUCUUAUCGAUAGCAGUAGACCAAAGCAAAUCGUCCAAAUAUGGAGAGUUCAUUUGGAAAAAGAUUUCCCAGUUCGAUUUGAAGUUGAACUCGAUUUCAGUCUACUCUUUCCAGAUCGUAUAUAUCAGUUGCAGGCAGCCAUCAAAAACCAACGUGAUGAAUUAGAAUAUCAACCAGCUGGAACUAUUGAUGUUCUGAAUCGAAACGGCAUCAUUACUGACAUUCGUAUCCCUGUCACUAUUGUCAAGAAAGUCCAAGUUGUUAAUGGCUUAGUUUAUAUUGUUGAUUUGCAAAAGAUUACCAUUAGUCCACCACAUGAAAGUUCUGAAUUAAUCAUCCAAUUAUCCAGUACACCUUCGCUACAAUUUCCAACCAUCAUCCAGGAGCAGCGUAUUGAUAUCAGUGGGAAAGAGUUACCCAUCGGGUUUUCGAUGAAAUUAGAUCUGGCCAAAAUUGAUAUUACAAGCGUCUAUUACUUCUUGGUUCGUUAUGUUCGCAAUGGUCGUGAUGUGAUUCCAGUUCAGCAGGCAUACGCUUUUUCACCGCGAAAUGAAGCCACUGUCGUCAUCACAUUGAGUAAAACACCACAAAUACCUAUUCGAGGUCAAGUCGUGUCAUCUACUGGUACACUCAUGUUACCACUCGAAUCCGUUAUUCAUCUUUACAUUACCGAUCAACCAGAUCUCCUUAAGCCAGUGAUAUUGUCAGAAGUGUAUUUACAAACAACAUUAAAUCGUCUCUAUGAGUUCGAGAUGACUGUCGACUCAAUUCUCAUCCAGCAACAGCGACCACUCUAUUUGAGAGCCGAAAUAUUGUAUCGUGAGAAGAUUGUACUGAGAAUGCCUCGAGCAGCAUUGUUACAAUUGUCGGCUGGUGGUGAAUGGAACGUUAAUUUGAUUGUCGAUUUGCCUACAAUUCUUACAGGUGAAAUAACGUCAUUGCGUCCAAUCGACGCCAUUCAUGGCGACUUCGACGUUUAUGUUAUUAUCUUUGAACGUGGUCAACGCCAAACAGUCCUUCAACAAAUACAGAUUCGUCUCGAUGCCAAAUUACCUCAGUCAUAUCGUAUCGAAGUCGACCAGAAAUUAUUUUCCAGUUACAAACAAUAUCAAGCAGAAGCCAUCAUCAAAAAUUGCAAAGAGCAGACAUUGUUCGAAAGUGGUGGAUCGGUCGAUAUUACAAAGGGCCUCAAUGUUAAUAUUGUUUUACCCGUCAUUCUAACGGAUCCAGCUAAACUCAAUAACACCGUACGAUUAGAUGAAGUUGCACCAGUAGACACCGGUGACUGGAAAUUAUCCGUAACGGGCAAUGGAAAUUUUGGCCAAAUUGAGAUUUUACCAUUCGCAUAUCAAGGAUCUAAUUUCGCUUACAGUGGUAAUGCUGGUUCACUUACUCAACUACAACAAGUAGCAGUAGGGCAGCAAGGAUUAGUUGCUGGCGUAGACAAAAAUCAACAGCAAGGAUUAGUCCUUGGCGUAGACAAAAAACCAGAUAGAGUUAUUACUAGUGGCUUCGGUGCUCUACCAUCACAGCGUCCAGAAGGUGACUACCAUUUGUCACAAGGCGGAAGCAAAUCCAGCAGUAGUUCAAGUUCAAGUAAAGAAGAAAAGCAACAACAACAGUCGGCACAAGAACACUGGAGUGAAUCUGCAAAUGGCAGUCCCGCUCUCCAAGUGAAUCCAUCAAUUGGCUUGAAGUCCGAUAAUCGACCAGUUGUAGAUCCAGUCCCAUCAGAGCGUCCAGAAGGUGACUACCAUUUGUCACAAGGCGGAAGCAAAUCCAGCAGUAGUUCAAGUUUAAGUAAAGAAGAAAAGCAACGACAAGAGUCGGCACAAGAACACUGGAGUGAAUCUGCAAAUGGCAUAGGUAAUCGACCAGUUGUAGAUCCAGUUCCAUCUACCCGACCAGUUGUAGAUCCAGUUCCAUCACAGCGUCCAGAAGAUGACUACCAUUUGUCACAAGGCGGAAGCAAAUCCAGCAGUAGUUCAAGUUCAAGUAAAGAAGAAAAGAAACAACAAGAGUCGGCACAAGAACACUGGAAUGAAUCUGCAAAUGGCAUAGGUAAUCGACCAGUUGUAGAUCCAGUUCCAUCACAGCGUCCAGAAGAUGACUACCAUUUGUCACAAGGCGGAAGCAAAUCCAGCAGUAGUUCAAGUUUAAGUAAAGAAGAAAAGCAACGUCAAGAGUCGGCACAAGAACACUGGAAUGAAUCUGCAAAUGGCAUAGGUAAUCGACCAGUUGCAGAGACAAUCCCUCCACGAAGAACAUAA
Messenger RNA from Didymodactylos carnosus, 4311 nucleotides. The record is from the annotation of a GenBank genome assembly. Lineage: Eukaryota; Metazoa; Rotifera; Eurotatoria; Philodinida; Philodinidae.